AUGCCGCGACGACGCGCCAGCAAGGCUUGUCUUCACUGCCGCCAGCGAAAAGUGCGCUGCGAUGUGACGCUGCGAGGGGUUCCCUGCUUGAACUGCCAGCUGGACCACCAGACAUGCGCAAUCCAGGAGCGCAAAUCCAAACGACCGCUGUCAGAUUCGAAAAUCGCGGCCUACCGUGAAGGCGGCUCGGUGAUUGAAGGCCUAUCGACGAGGCUCGCAGACGAGACGCCCUCGGGCAUCGACAGCAUAGAUCAAUGGGCCAAGCGACUAAACGGAGUGCCCCCGUUUGGCAAAGGAUCAUCAACAAGCCCUCACAGCGACGAACGAUCGAACGAAAGUAACUACAUCGACCUCGAGGGAUUCUCGCCCAAGACCGCCUCGGCAAUCGCGAAUGUACACAACGGCAAGACGAAACAAGGUCGAUAUGGAUCAGGUUCAUCGAGAGCGCCGGCCAAUGGCACCGGAUACAACAGCUACGACACGCUGCCCUUUAUCGCAACCCCUGAUCUGGGCCAUCUCUCAGCUCUGGAUGUUCGGUUUAUGCAGCUAAAUGGGUGUUUUGAGCUCCCCCCUAUGCCGAUUCUCAACGAACUAGUUCGGAUGUAUUUCCUCCAUACACAUCCUCUUGUACCGCUUCUUGAUGAGGGUGAUUUCUGGGAUUCCUUUUCAUGUUCUAAUGGAGAAAAGAUCCCCUUGCUUCUGUUUCAAGCGAUGGUAUUCGCUGCGUGUGCUUUCAUUCCAGAAGCUGUUGCAGAAGCAGCAGGCUUCCCCUACCCGAGGGCAGCCGCAGAGGCCUUUUACAAGAAGACCAAGAUCCUAUACGACUUUGAAAUAGAGUCAAAUCCCAUUGCCCUCGGCCAAGUGGCGAUACUGCUCACAUUCUGGCCCGGCGGACUACGGCUAGGCCUUACGAAAGCAAAUUCAGAAUGGCUGAGCACAGCCAUUCGACACGCGAAAUCCCUCCGAGCACAUCACCUGUCGUCGAAGCAUGCCAGCCAGCACACGCAAAAUAUCCCCCCCAAAACACGGAUAUUGCUUCGGCGACUGUGGUGGUGCUGCUACUUCCGCGACCGCUCCCUCGCACUGGCUCUUCAUCGAACGAUGCGGAUCCCUGGCAAGUAUCCAUUGCUGACUAUGGAGGAUUUUGAAAACGAAAUCCACCGCUCUCGCGUGUAUAACGCUGAAGCAAAGCGACGUUUCUUCGACAUCUUCAAUCAGAUAGCUAAGCUGGUCGUCAUCAUGACAGACGUGCUCCGGCUAUGCUCGAUUUCAGAAGACGGAAUAGAUAGCGAGACGACCAAGACGGAUCACCAUGCGAUGGCGAAUUGCAUGGCUCAGCUGCAAGCAUGGCAUGAUGAAACCAGGCUGCAGUUCCCAGACAAUGGAGAUCGGCCAGGGGUCCAGCCACAUUUUGUCAUCAUACAGACUAACUUGAUGUUUAUAUACUACUUCGCGGCGAAAUUGGCCAUCCACCAUCAAGAGAUUUUCUAUGCCGUUCGCGACUCCGACAACGCAAAUGGCGAAGGGCCGUAUCCCUUGCUUGCCGGCAAAAGCGACCAAGUUCGUGAUGCCGUCGACAACCUCAUCAAGCACCUGUCCAACCCUGUGCAGCUUGGAUUGGCGCAAUAUCUGCCCGUCAGCGUCGUUGCAUUUGUUGCCAUGCCCCUCCUCGUACAGAUCCUCAACGCAAAGAUCUUGUCCCGCGGCGUUGUCAGCUCGCGUGCGGCAAUGCACCAGGAGCAGCUGCAUGGCCUAAUCAAUCUAGUCAAGCAGUGCCACCGACGGCUUGGUGGAGUCGACGCCAUGUGUGUAAUUAUUCGACGACUAACAGACGCGGCUCAAUCCCGAUUCAUGACUGGAAAGGCAUCUCAGGUCACUGAGUUCAUCGAGCUGAUUGACUACAGCCCGCUUGAAUACCUGAGAUUCUUCCUGAACCUGGAUUUGAACCUCAGCAAUGCGACGUUGGUAGAGAAUAUCCGGUUCUCAGAGCUGAAGGAGGAAUUAGCCCAAUCCAAAAAGACUCCGUCAGAAAGCGAGCGCCAUACGCCGGUUCCGGAUGCAGAACAGGCCCUGUCAUCCACGCAGCCAACAGAGCCAGCCCUUCUACCCACAACUACACCUAUACAGCAAGAUGCAUGGGGCCUGAAUUUCCCGGGGGCCAAAACGGACCCUUUUGCACUGGGCGACUCUCCUUUAGACUUUGACGAGCUGCUAAGCGGGCAGGGCAUGCUGGGUAUCGACCCUUCUUUGAUUGACUUGGAAACGCUAGGAAACCCGUUCAUGAACCAACGUAUGGAAUGGGAGAUGGAUGCCUGGCUGCUGGGAGGAUCCUAG
Molecule: messenger RNA, 2334 nt
Organism: Trichoderma gamsii
Lineage: Eukaryota; Fungi; Ascomycota; Sordariomycetes; Hypocreales; Hypocreaceae
Exons: 6
Coding region: 1-2334 (777 amino acids)
Biological process (GO): regulation of DNA-templated transcription; DNA-templated transcription
Molecular function (GO): DNA binding; zinc ion binding; DNA-binding transcription factor activity, RNA polymerase II-specific
Source: RefSeq, a predicted model, not a curated record